CAAAGCCUGCACUAGCCAGAGCUAGCACAGUGCACUUAGCUAGCUUACUUUGCUCUCCAUCAUACUACCAAUCAUGGCGGCGCCGGGGAGAAAUGCCGUGAGUACUAGUGUCGUCCUCAGCUGCCUCCUGGCGACCCUCCUGCUCGCCGCUGGAAGCUCCUCAGCUCAGCUGUCGACGGGCUUCUACGCCUCGUCGUGCCCGGAGCUCCUCGACGCCGUGCGGUCGGCGCUCCGGCCGGCGGUGGCCCGGGAGCGGCGUGUGGCGGCGUCCAUCCUCCGCCUCUUCUUCCACGACUGCUUCGUCCAGGGCUGCGACGGGUCACUGCUGCUGGACGAUGCGUCAGGGUUGAAGGGCGAGAAGAACGCAGCCCCGAACAAGGACUCCGCCAGAGGGUUUGAUGUAGUCGACGCUGUCAAGGCCGCCGUCGAGAAGGCCUGCCCCGGCGUCGUCUCCUGCGCCGACGUGCUCGCCGCCUCCGCCAUGGAAGGCGUCGCCCUCCUGGGCGGGCCGAGGUGGAAGGUAAAGAUGGGGCGGAGGGACUCGACGACGGCGAGCUUCAACGGCGCAGAGAAUGACAUCCCACCGCCGACUUCCGGGCUCGCCAACCUCACCAGGCUCUUCGCUGCUAAGGGCCUCUCACAGAAGGACAUGGUCGCCCUCUCAGGAGCCCACACGAUCGGCCUAGCACGCUGCACAAACUUCCGGGACCACAUCUACAACGACACCGACAUCGACGCCGGCUUCGCCGGAACCCUCCAGCAGAGGUGCCCCCGCGCCACCGGCUCCGGGGACAACAACUUGGCUCCACUAGACCUCCAGACCCCGAACGUCUUCGAGAACGCCUACUACAAGAACCUCGUCGCGAAGAAGAGCCUCUUACACUCGGACCAGGAGCUCUUCAAUGGCGGCGCCGCUGACGCGCAGGUCCGGGAGUAUGUCGGUAGCCAGAGCGCCUUCUUUGCAGACUUCGUGGAGGGGAUGGUGAAGAUGGGUGACGUCACGCCGCUCACGGGGUCGAAUGGGCAGAUCAGGAAGAACUGUCGGAGGGUUAACUAAUUAACUAGUUUCUGUCAGAAAGCUAGCUGUUGUGAUAUGAAUUAUGAUAUGGUUGUUUCCUGCCGUAUGAUUCUGUUUCUGCAAUUGUUAAGCUAAUUAUGUAUUGUGGCAUGCUAGCUGCAAAGUGGUUUAUAUUGCUCGGUCGAGUGAAAUGCAAUGGAAGUCCUAGAAGUAUUGUGGAA
Molecule: messenger RNA, 1239 nt
Organism: Brachypodium distachyon (stiff brome)
Lineage: Eukaryota; Viridiplantae; Streptophyta; Magnoliopsida; Poales; Poaceae
Product: peroxidase 4
Exons: 4
Coding region: 74-1057 (327 amino acids)
Biological process (GO): hydrogen peroxide catabolic process; response to oxidative stress
Molecular function (GO): peroxidase activity; heme binding
Source: RefSeq, a predicted model, not a curated record